Brachypodium distachyon (stiff brome) is the source of this 1389-nucleotide messenger RNA. Its product is annotated as E3 ubiquitin-protein ligase MARCH9. Gene Ontology annotation, molecular function: zinc ion binding. Lineage: Eukaryota; Viridiplantae; Streptophyta; Magnoliopsida; Poales; Poaceae. The record is from RefSeq and is a predicted model, not a curated record. The coding region runs from base 231 to 1169 and encodes 312 amino acids. The transcript is spliced from 7 exons.
CCACGUUUGGUACUAUCGCACCCGCUUCCUCAGUCCUCCCACGGAGAAGAAUCCUCCUUCGAAGCCCCAACGAGAGGCAAAGCUCCAAAGCGGAUUUAGGACUUGCAGUUCUUCUUCUUCCCCCACCCUGACGAUUUCACGCGUUGGUCUCUUGCUGGUUUCCCAUCUGGAAUUCGGUUUCUCCUGUGAUUAUGUUUGUUGUAACCUAGACUAGAAAAAAUCAGCUGCCGAUGGACAUGAGCGGUGAAGAGAGGAUCCCGAGUGAUUCAGACCCUCUCCUGGAGAGGAAGGAUGAGGAGGCAGACCCAUUGCCGCAGCUCUCACCGCCACAGCCAGCAACCGUGAGCACCCUGGAGAUUGAGGAUGAGGAGACCGAUGGUUCUUCUGCUGCAUGCUGCCGCAUUUGCCUCGAGGCCGAGUCUGAUAUAGGUGAUGACCUGAUAUCACCUUGCAUGUGCAAGGGAACUCAACAGUUUGUUCACCGUUCAUGCCUAGACCACUGGAGAUCUGUUAAGGAAGGAUUUGCGUUUUCACAUUGCACUACAUGCAAAGCUCAGUUUCAUCUCCGAGUGGAAACUUUGGAGGAUAACUCAUGGCGCAAAUUAAAAUUCCGGAUCUUUGUCGCUAGAGAUGUUAUACUUGGUUUUCUUGCUGUUCAACUUACUAUUGCUAUCAUCAGUGCUAUUGCGUACUUUCUAGACAGGGAUGGAAGUUUUCGGAACAGUUUCAGUGAUGGUUGGGAUCGCAUCUUGUCAAAGCAUCCAAUACCUUUCUAUUACUGCAUAGGUGUUGUAGUUUUCUUUGUGCUACUUGGAUUUUUCGGGUUGAUAGUGCACUGCUCAUCCUUCAACGACAACCAAGAUCCAUGUCUGGCUGGGUGCCGGAACUGCUGCUACGGUUGGGGCAUACUUGACUGCCUCCCUGCUUCUUUAGAGGCCUGCUUUGCCCUUGUGGUGGUUUUCAUCGUCGUUUUCGCUAUCCUUGGGAUCGCAUAUGGUUUUCUCGCGGCAACAAUGGCCGUCCAGAGGAUCUGGCAGAGGCAUUAUCACAUACUGACCAAAAGAGAACUCACAAAGGAAUACGUAGUGGAAGAUCUUCACGGCAGCUACACGGCGCCGAAGCUCGAGCCGGAGCACGAGGAGCGGCUGAAAAUGCUGAAGCUUCUGUAGCCACUCAUGGUAGUAACUUCAUUGCCCCCACCCAGACAGAAAGAAAACACGGUCAUCUCGACCUCUGUAAAUCCUGCCUGUAUUCCCGUGUGCCGAAAAGAUUUGUGUGUUGGGGGACGUAUACGCUGACACCCUCAAAAACUUACUACUGUCUGAUUAAAAUUCCUGUAAUGCCUUUUAACUUCUGAUCAUCUGAAUAAAAUAAAAGCUUUGCUGAUGA